AUGUCGGAUUACUAUCGCGACCGCUGCCGUCAUGGCGGCAUUCUGUCAAACGCUUUUAUCAAGUUCUGGUGGAACCGCCAGGUCAUCACGAACCAGUAUGGUCGGCCAGGCCGCAGCGCAAGAAACUGGGGCCCGGACACCAUUGAGGGUGAUCUCGAAGAGGAGGAACUCGCCGCGAACAGGUGUGAUCAGACAACAGACAACCGCGAUAACAAAUUCCGAGACGAUCCUUACUACGCCUCGAAGGAGUACGACAUGGGCGAUAUUGAGGUCCCUCUGUUAUCGGUGGGCAACUGGGGCGGCAUCUUGUUGCACCUCCGCGGCAACAUUGAGGGAUAUCUCCAUGCUGGGUCGAAACUCAAGUACCUGCGCAUGAUCACCGGCCGUCAUGAUCUUCCCUUCUACUACAAGGAAGAGAUCGAGGUCCAACGAAGCUUUCUCGACGCUUUCCUCAAGGGAGAGGACCGCGUUGGCUGGUCUGAGCCGGGCAAGGUCUCACCUGUCACGCUGGUACUGCGCAAAGGCGAUGCUGGCUUCAAUGAUGCUGAAAAGGAAAAGAGCUUCCCUCGUCGUGAGGAGCAAGCGUGGCCAAUCGCACGUACAGAGUACAUGCAGUUCCACCUGACGCCGGAUCUCGGCUUAACGCCCGAUGCAGUGCAUGAGUCCCUAAGCGAUAGGGCAAAACUGUCAUAUCGUGCCCUUGGGUCACUAGAUGAUCAGCAGGUCCUUCAGUUUGUAACACUGCCCUUUGAGGCGGAAACGGAAGUCACGGGUCACGUUACGGCUCAUCUCAACGUCUCUGUUACUCCGGAUCCAUCUGGCCCGACACCAAGCGAUAUUGAUCUUUUCGUGACCCUGCGCCACAUAGGGCCGAAUGGACAGGAGAUCUACUACACGGGCACCGCUGGCGACCCCGUGCCCCUGACCAAGGGCUGGUUGCGCGUCAGUCUGCGAAAGAUCAACAAGGAGCACGCGAAGCACCGUGAAUGGCUGCCUCACCGCGACUAUACCAGCAAGGAUGUUUUGCCUGUCAUCCAGGGAGAAGUCUACACUGUUGAUGUCGAGAUCUGGCCGACCAAUGUGGUUGUCGAGAAGGGAGGCAAACUCGUUUUUGAGGUUUCGUCCGGUGAUACACAGGGAUCUGGAAUCUUCACGCAUGACGACCCGUCUGACAGGUCACCCGAGAAGCUGCAGGGUACGAAUCACGUCCAUUUUGGGCCUGGAUAUCAGAACUACGUUACUUUGCCAAUUAUUCCCCAGAAAUAG
Molecule: messenger RNA, 1266 nt
Organism: Verticillium alfalfae VaMs.102
Lineage: Eukaryota; Fungi; Ascomycota; Sordariomycetes; Glomerellales; Plectosphaerellaceae
Product: X-Pro dipeptidyl-peptidase protein
Exons: 2
Coding region: 1-1266 (421 amino acids)
Molecular function (GO): dipeptidyl-peptidase activity
Source: RefSeq, a predicted model, not a curated record